UGGGGUUGACGAUGAUAUUUUGAUUUUAAUGGCAGCAGAUUUCCAUUAAUAUCUCCGGAAGCAGCCGCCGUGCGAAGCUGCGUUUUGCACCGCUGGGAAUCGAACAUCUGUAUCAACCAGUGUCUGACGGUAGGACAGCCCCACCGUGACUGCGGAGCAAGUGCAGCGUCCCGUCAUGAGUGCAGAAGACCCCAACCCCGCCGCCACACCCACUCCCUGCGAGGACAUCCAGGGAGAUGGACGAUGGAUGUCUCUGCACAACCGCUUUGUGUCUGACAGCAAAGACAAAGAGCCUGAUAUCCUGUUUGUUGGCGACUCUCUUGUCCAGCUCAUGCACCAGUUUGGGAUAUGGAGGCAGCUGUUCUCUCCUCUCCAUGCCCUAAAUUUCGGGGUGGGGGGUGAUGCAACACAACAUGUGCUCUGGAGACUGAGCAAUGGCGAACUGGAUAACAUCAGCCCAAAGGUUGUUGUGCUGUGGGUAGGCACCAACAACCACGGCCACACUCCUGAACAGAUCUGUGAAGGCAUCAUGGUGAUUAUCCAAGUCAUCAAGAACAAGCUCCCCAAUGCCAACACGCUUGUGCUCGGAUUACUGCCCAGGGGUAAACUUCCAAACCCUCUGCGGGAGCGAAAUGCCAAAGUGAACGUGCUGGUGCAGGAGGCCGUAUCGACCCUUCCCCACGCCUCUUUCUUCGACGUCAACCCCGGCUUUGUCGCCUCCAACGGUAGCAUUUCCCACCAGGACAUGUACGACUACCUUCACUUGACUCCCCAGGGCUACCAGGUCGUGUGUCAACCCCUGCACGCUCAUCUCAAGUCCAUGCUAGAUAAACGUGCUGAGAAUUGAGCAGCCAGUACCUACACUACCACAGUGGUCCUCCUCCCUGUUCCCAGAGAGCAUCACAACCAUCAGUCAAUUAUUAAGGGCUAAGAGCUGCACACACUAUUUGUGCAAGUCCUCUCCAAGGCCAGGGUUGGUGACCACUGUUAGAGGUAAUGGGACCAUUAAGUUUUUGGUGUGUGUGAUACAGUCAAAAAUUAAAUGUACUGUGUGCUAUAGAGAGACAAAGUCCUGCCUCUAUCUAUUCCCGGUAAGCGUCUGUUCCACUAGUUUUUUGCUUCAAAAGUGUUUUUCAACAAAAAGGUUUAUUUAAUUUCUUUGCCACAUGACAUAAGGGGAACUAUUUGCAUUAUCCAUUGAGAUCAGAAUGAUUAUUAAUAACGGCUUUAAAAAGAUGCAGCAACUUGAACAUGCUGUAGGUCAAAACAUUUAUUCUGCACCUUUUUUAAACUUUUAUUUAUAAUGUUAUUCUCUCAUCUGCUACAGCUCUCCUCUAUCAGAGCAGCUUGAUUUACCUGGACUUUUUUAAGAAGAAACCUUCUAUGGCAAAAUAUCCUGUCAGAGUGGAGUUACUGGCACAUUAUUUGAGACAGGCUGGGAGACUGUAGCACUUAAGGUUCCAAGAAAUCUGAUAAAGAAAUCGACAAGAUACAAUAAAUGCCCUGUUAAAGAAAUUCCGUAAAUUUGUCUUUUGGUAUUCUCUGUUUCACUAAGUUUAAUGAAUUCAGUUUACUUGUCAAUAGCUUUAUAUGCUCUUGUUGUGAUGCCUUAUGUCUUUUUGUACAUGUUAAGUUGAAUGACCAAAUGUUUUUCACUGCCCGUUACUGCCUACUUGCGUUUCACGUCACGUUAUCAUUAUUGUCUUUGUACCUUUCUGCUUUACCCGUUGUGACAGUGACAGAUUUUGUUGUGAAAGGCUGUGUUUAUUUGAGUAGCUUGUGAAGUCACAUUAAUCCACCUAUAGUUGCUUGUGCUUCAGGUGCAGUCCUCUCUGAAAUGUAAUGUCCCAUUAGGUAAUCUGAACGGCUUACUUCACACUACAAUGCUUCUGAAUUAUGCCCCAGGGUGGCUGAUUGUGUAAGUGAUAGAAAAUGCAUUAAACAUGAAGACCAAAUGA
This is a messenger RNA of Limanda limanda (common dab), 1958 nucleotides long. It is a transcript of the gene pafah1b3, whose product is annotated as platelet-activating factor acetylhydrolase, isoform Ib, gamma subunit. The transcript is spliced from 6 exons. The record is from RefSeq and is a predicted model, not a curated record. NCBI's taxonomy places the organism in Eukaryota, Metazoa, Chordata, Actinopteri, Pleuronectiformes, Pleuronectidae. The coding region runs from base 176 to 847 and encodes 223 amino acids.